AUGCGGGGAAGCCACCGCCCAGCGCAACAAGGGAAGAGCGCUCCUCUGGGGAACCGCCUCGACCCCCCCAGCAGAGACGUCAAUCUCAACGGUAACUUCUCACUCGCACAAAAGCCCCACGAACCCGAGGACGGCCGGGACACACCACGGGCAGCAGGCUGGCACAAGGCAGCGGACAACGCCAGGAUCGGGAACGACACCACCACUCAGCCUCAGGCACCUGAGAGAACCAACCGGGAGCGUUCCGGGAGCACCGCAAGAGGGCAGAGCGCGAGGCGCGGUUUUUCACACCACACAGCACGGGCAAGCACGGAGCACCGACCCUCCCUCUCCGCGGAGAGAGCCGACCCCCGUGCCGAUAACGAGUCACGGGAAGAGAGGAGCAAGAUCAGGGCGCCCCCCUCCUCCAGCGUGUACAAGUCCCCGACCUCACGGCGAGGGCAGGGAGAGCACAGCCGGGCCCGGUUGCCGCACCCCCGCCUCCCCGCACACCACCGGCGCCGGCACGGUGGGACGGGUACAAAAUCCUCACGUCACCACGCCAAAACCAGGUCGUCAGGCAGGGGCGACAACUCGCUGGCGACAGGGACCUCUCGGAAACCACAUCAGGGACACCUGUCCCCAACACGUCCCCAACAGAGCCAGACACGGAACUCUCAGGGACAGCUGGUCGACCACAUAAGGCGAAGACAGACGAAGAGCCAGGGCGGGAGCGGGGUCAAGGGACGCUCCCGCCCCACUACCUCGCAGGCACACACCCCGGGUGUGCACGGGCUCACCGCACGGGCGGUACGGGGAGCCUUCCCCCGGCAGACGCGAGGCACCCACUCCGAGAGACCAGAGUCCAGGGAGGGGAGGAGGACAAGGCGUCGGGCCCAGACAGAACUACUGGUCGACCCGACAAAGCUGCCACCCCCCGCACAGACCGGGCACCGAAGAGAGAGCGGCGACGCACGGCCCCACCCCGCGCUCGCCUGCGGGCGCAAAGUCCGACAGAACAGCCGCCCCGGCGCCACAGCGACACCACGGCGACAGUCGCGCCCGGCACCCGGCAGAGGCCGGGCCUCCGCCCGGCUCGCUGCCGCCAGACCUCCUCCUCCUCCACUCGCUCGCUCGGCUGAGAACGAGGGGACUGUCAUAUCAAAGCGGACGCCAGGGGGAGCACGACAACCGCCUUCCAACGACCGACUCCACCGAGCCGCCGUACCCCGGAUCGGCGCGCGCCGGCCGGCUCUGAGCUCCGGAGACACAGAACACGGAAACAAAUCGCCUCACUCACCACCGCCACGCACCGAGUGGCACAACCUAGGUCAGGACCUGCAGCCGGGUCCUCUCUGCGACCUCACGAACGACACCAGAGCCACCAGAGACCUAGACCGAGAUCGAGCCGCCGCCGCCGCCGCCGCCGCCGCCAGCGACCAAAGUGAAACCAGGAACCAGGACGACAUUCGCCCGAACGGAGCGGCCCGAACCCGAGAACCGGGAAGCCGGGAUCGGUCCCAAGCAGGAAGGGGCGGCAAAGACGGCAGGCCCGCACCACGAGAGAAAACGAACCGGCCACCCGCACGACCUCCGCCGCCCGUGGCAAGACCCCCACCCCCGCCCAACAUGGCCAGAAAAGGGCAAAUGGAAACCAGAAAGAGAAAAAAAAAAAAAAAAAAACUCCCAAAGAUGGGUCGGCUCCAGCAAGAGACGAGCCGUCGGGAGGCACCCCGCUCACUUGUGAAAGUCCGCUCCUCGCCCGCCCCACAACACACUCCCUCCCCCC
Molecule: messenger RNA, 1768 nt
Organism: Dipodomys spectabilis (banner-tailed kangaroo rat)
Lineage: Eukaryota; Metazoa; Chordata; Mammalia; Rodentia; Heteromyidae
Product: serine/arginine repetitive matrix protein 1-like
Exons: 4
Source: RefSeq, a predicted model, not a curated record